Molecule: messenger RNA, 1182 nt
Organism: Oryza sativa Japonica Group (Japanese rice)
Lineage: Eukaryota; Viridiplantae; Streptophyta; Magnoliopsida; Poales; Poaceae
Product: E3 ubiquitin-protein ligase RZF1
Biological process (GO): protein ubiquitination
Cellular component (GO): cytoplasm
Molecular function (GO): ubiquitin protein ligase activity
Source: RefSeq, a predicted model, not a curated record
CUCUCUUGCCGUAGUGUGGUGGGGCAAUGUCGACGGGCGGGAACGGCGGCGGCGUCGGCGUGCGGCGGCGGAGGUGGAACCUGUACUGGUGCUACGUGUGCCGCCGGGCGCUGCGGGUGGUGGUGCCUUCGGCGACGUCCGACGUCUACUGCCCGCGCUGCUUCGGCCGCUUCCUCCACGAGAUCGACCUGCCGGUGCCGCGCGUGAGCCCGCCGGCGGAGGACCAGUUCUUCCAGCCGCCGUUCUUGCCGUACGACGGCCCACGCCGCUGGGUCCUCUACACUGGCGGCGGCGGCGGCGGGGACUACGGCGGCGCUGAUGUAACGGCGCGCCGCCGCCGCUUGCCGUCGCCACCGCCGGCGCCGGGAACGCGGCGCCAGGACGGUGCAGGCGAUGGCGAUCCACCUCCACCGGCGCCGGCCAUCGAUCCGGGGGAGUACUUCGCCGGGCCCGACCUGAACGCGCUGAUCGACGCGCUCACGCAGGACGACCGCCCCGGGCCGCCGCCGGCGCCGGAGUCGGCCAUCGAGUCCCUCCCCACGGUGCACAUCUCGCCGGACCAUCUCCCCGCCGACGGCGGCUCGGAGUGCCCCGUCUGCAAGGAGGAGUUCGAGCUCGGGGAGGCCGCGCGCGAGCUGCCGUGCAAGCACGCGUACCACUCAGACUGCAUCGUGCCAUGGCUCCGGCUGCACAACUCCUGCCCCGUCUGCCGGCAGGAGGUGCCGCCGCCGCCGGAGCCGGACGGUGAAUCUCCGGGCAUCGACGGCGGCUGUGACGACGGUGUCGGAGGAGGUGGAGAGCCGGCUGAGCCGCCACGGCCGGCCAUGGCCGGCUGGGACCCUAUUGCGCUGCUGGCGAUUGCACUACGGCCGGACUUGAAUGGUUGGGAGAACAGCCAUGGCCGGAGCGAGAGUGAAGCGGAUGACGAUGAGGUCGCCGGCGGCGGCGUCAGUACGACGGCGAUGAUCCAUUCCUUUUUCGUUGUCGCAGCUUGUUUCCUCUUCAUUUCUUUCCUUGUUUAAUAAUACAUAGAGAACUUUUAGUACUGUGUUUGGAAGUGGAUUCUAAACUCUCAUGGGACAUCGGGUUGUUUACAUGUCAUAUACAUAAUUUAAUUAGAUAGAUUAAUAUACAAUAUAUCACUUCAUAAACAUGCAAAUUAAAAAUUAAUUUCUAUUUUAA